GUUGAUUUUGGUGAUGUCGCAGCCACUACGUCUUCCCGAUCAUUCCAUCACCUCCCACUUGAUCUUCCCUUCCCGCUCCACUUCCUCUUAUCUCUGGUGCUCCUUGGAGAAAAGCUCUUUCUUCCUCCUUUUCCACUGCCUCAAAUGCUCCGCCUUAACUCGAGCCCUAGAUGUCACCGCCGACGUCACACCAUCAUUUACACAUAUGGUGCAACCUACUUCGCUGUCACCAACGCCUGAUUACAACAACCCGCUGAAAUCAACUCUCCUCGGGACCCAACCGACCCACUGGCGGAGACGAUGUUGAUGAUUGCCCCAUCAUCAAUAAGCUCGACGGGAGGGGAAGAAAGUGGUGCCAGGGGAAAGGGUUUAUGUUCUUUGACUGGUCGUGUAUAAGAACUAGGGUACAAGUCAAAAUGGGUUUUCGGUUUCUUGCCUGACCGAAGGACCGAAGGAAAGAAGAUGAACGGAAGCAGGGGAAGGACGAAGGUGGUAACAGGGGGCUCCGGUGGUGGCUUGGUCGAAUGCUCACAUGUCAUAUACUUCUUUUCUUCCUCUUCUUCUUUUUGAUAGAAAUUGAUAGGCUUAAGCAGGUGUUUGGGAUUGAUUCUUGACAAAAAGUUAUGAAUGAAAUGGAUUUUUGGGGUUAAUGUUUUACAUGGAAUCCAUGGGUGUUUGUUUGUUUUUGCUUGACAGAAAUCGAUUGGUGUGUUUGGUUUUUGCUUGACAGAAAUCGAUUGGGGCACGAUGAUUUUCACAAAAAAUUGCCUUCUGAAUUUGAGAACCAUGGAGAUAAAAAAAAAAACUUACUACAUACUACUUUCAUAUGUUUUUUCAGAUCAAAUUCUCCAUCAGUAUUCACAAUCCGUAAGUUUUCAGAAUAUAGCUUCACCUUCUUAAUUGUUGUUGUUGGGUUGUAACAGUUAACCACAUACAUGUUGAGUACUUGGCUUAUGGCAGGAUGUAAUAAAAGUUGUUUCCCAUAUCUCAUGAAAGUUGAAACCCCACUCUUUUGUACUAGGCUCUAUAUUUUUCUAUAUACAAUGAACAAUGAGUAAUGUGUUUCCUUUUACAAGUGUUGAUCAGGUUUCAAAAAGAAGAAAAAAAUUAGCUCUUAUAACAGAAAGGUGACAUGAAGUAAGGUCAAGUAUCUCUGAAGCUCCUGUUAAGCCAUUAGUGGAGCCAUUUUGGUGGAUUUCAAUAGACUGAUUACGCCAAUGGGCUGAUAACCUCACUUAUAGAUAAAGUCAUAAGUUGUUAUCUUCAUAUUUCAUAUGAUUUAUUCCUCAAAAGUUGUAAUUAAUUCACUUUCUACAGUAUAAUCGACAACACUUCAAUCCAAUGUUCACAUGGGAAAGUACCAGUUUCCAAGAUUUGUUCCAUGAAAAGGUAAUCAGCCAUAGCUUGGCAUAAAAUAUCUUCCAAGGUAUGUAAUAUGUUCAUAAAUUGUUCUAAACAAAAACUGUUUGUCAUGUCAUAUAUCUGAUACAGAUUGUUGGACUCAAUUUUGCAGGAUAAGGCAAGUAGAUUUGAAGUUCCCUUCCAAACCGUUAGUUUCUGCAGCUGCAAAGGACCUCAUUUGUCAGGUUUCACCUAACUCCAUCUCUCUCCCUCCAUUGGAGUUUACUAUUUUACCCUUUAGAGUUGUUUGUUUAAUAAUAUAAAUUUUUAUUAUAAAUUGAAAUGUAGAUGCUUGUGAAGGAUACUGGGGUUCAGGUACUGUGCUUUAGAGUUUCUUAAUUUAGAUUAUAUUUAUAAUUAUCUCACAAUUACUAUUCAUCAGGGGAACAAUGAAUCAACAUUGUUGCAGCAAAAGAAAAAAAAACAAAUUUGAUUUUCCUUGAUGUUUUGGAAGAUAAGAUUAUUACAAUCUUUUAUGAGAGAAGUCCAUGCAUUUGACUUUUUCAAACUCUAUCACUUAUGUGGAUAACAUUCUUGAAUCAUAGAUUCUCAAGGAAUAUUCAACAUAAAUAGUUCCAAGUUCCAACUAAACAUCAUUGAAUUAUAAAAAUAAAAAAAAACUCUUAUUUAGCUUAGAGAACAUAUUACUUUUUAGUUUUUAGUCAUUUCAUCCUCAAAUUAUUUUCCAUUUCUUUUUUCUGAAACCUAUGUGCAAUUGCAACAUCUUAUCUCAAUGUAUGUGAUUAAAAACUCUUAACCAUCAUAAAAAGGCACACGAACUUGGGUGGCAACAUUGCAAUAAGUUAUUGAAUCAUUUUAUCAAAAUUUAACAAUUUCAUUGUAAAUUAGGUUACUGAUGUAUGCUUUUAUCCUUUACACAAACAACAGUGCAACACAAUUGGUAUUAAGGGCUCAUAAAGAGCGUGUGAACUUAUUAGCUGGAUAUAUUUACGGAUUUACCCUUGGUUUCAUUUUCACAUUUAAAUCUGUAAUAUUUGCAAUUUGAUGUUACAGAUUCUUAAAGGGCUAAAUACAAGAAGUAGCAUCCUACUUUCACUCUUUCUAUUACAUCAUUGUACUUUCGAUAUUUUUCUUAUUAAGACACUGUAUGUUGAAAAACCUAUGAGUAUAUGUAAAACAUUUAAAGUUUGUUACUAUUUCCUGUUUUAAAUAAGAUUAUGAAAUACCCUCCAACCCCCGCAACGCGGGAUUCUUCCCUAGUACGAUUUGCAAACCUAUACAAGAGGUUACGCGAUAAUAAUUUUUGUGGAAUAUGUUAAAAUAUACGAAGAGAUAACAUAACUGAACAAAUAAAAUUUCAUUGAAUCAUGAUGUGUGAAGCUGCACACAUUAUUUUUAAAUUUUAACUAAGAUUUUACUUGUUGCCUAUUGUGGUGACAAAUGAGUUUAAGUUGAAUAUUAACGAUUUUAUUGAUAAAAGUUAGAUAUUGUUGUAUCCGUUGGUAGAUUAAUAUAAAGGUCGGUACCAUUAGAUAACUUCAGUUUAUACAGUCGAAUGAAAAUGUAUUAUAAGUGACCGGAUUUAUACGUAAGACACUUUUAUAAAGUAAUUAUGAAAACAUAUACAAAAUUAAAUUAAAACGUAAAGAAACUUGAAUUUAUAUCAACACAUACAUAGAAAUAGGCAAGAUUUUUUUUUUUAUAAAGUUAACACACGAAAGUUAAAAUAAUCAAAAUCGUAUUAUAUGUGAUUGACUUAUAAGUAGGAAGCACACAUAAAAAUAAACACAAAAACAUAAAAAAAAAUAUUGCGUCGAAAUGUGGACAAACUUGAAUUUAUAAUGAUACGUACUUAAAUUUUUUUUUUUUUUAGAUUAACGAACAAAAAUUAUAAAUUUAUGACGAAAUGUUGACAACUUCGAAUUUAUACCAACUCAAACAUAAAAAUAAGAACGUUAAAAAUUAGUUUUCUUAAGUUAACGAACAAAAGUUAAUAACGAAAAUAUGAUUAUACAAAAUUCAAAGUUGAAAGGGUAAGUGGCAUUUUACAAAGUUUAAAGGCGAAUGAGUCAAAACGAUAUUUUACAAAGUUAAGGGAUGCUAAUCAUUUGUGGAUGAUGAUUAAUAUGAAAUUUUACAACGACGAAAGGGUGAAGAUACAUUUUACAAAGUUUAAAGUUAAGGGGGUUAAAGUGAUAAUUUACAAAGUUGAAGGGUGGUAACAUAGGAAAAUCAUAUUAUGUAUACUAGGAAGGAUAGACACAGGAAAUUUAGAAAAUAAAUGGGCAAUAGUGACAAUCUACAAAGUUCAAAAUCGAUGGGUAAAAAUAACAUUUUAAAAAGUAGAGGGUGAAAAUGUUAUUUUAUAAAAUUAAGGGUUAAUAACAAUAGAUACAUAAAAGAAAAAGUACUAAAGUAGAAAAACAUAAAAUAAAAGGUCAGUGAAUAUAUAUAUAUAUAUAUAUAUAUAUAUAUAUAUAUAUAUAUAUAUAUAUAUAUAUAUAUAUAUAUAUAUAUAUAUAUAUAUAUAUAUAUAUAUAUAUAUAUAUACUAGCCAUUACCCGCGCACAGCGGCGGGGACAAAUAGCUUCUUUCAACGAUAUUUUUUUAAAGAAAAAUGUUAUGUUCCAAAAGAAAGUUCACGUCGUGGGUGAGAUGAAGGGCGGUAGUCGUGAUAGUGGUUGGUUGAAGGCGGAAGGAGGCAGAGCAGCUGUGGUGGUGGUGGUUAUACUGUCUUGGUUACUGGUUAGGGUUCUUCGAGAGAGUGUGCGUAUAUUUCUUACUUUGAAGGGAUUACGAAGAUAGAUAUUAUGAGAUGACUUGUUACCAAUGUAAGAGAAGAGAUCCUCUAUAAAUUGUUGACAUUGACAUUUUCAAAUGGCUGAAGUGUUGAGAUUGACGGGUUCAAUUUGCAAAUAAAUUCUUCUAUUAACUUGAUACGAGAUUUUUAGGGGAUAAAGGAUAAGAUUAAAGUUUUAAUAUUAUUAUAUUAUAAAUGGGUUGUACUUCAAGCUUAAUAGUUUGGACGUCUUAAAAAAAUAAUAUUAUUAUAUUCAAUCUAUUUAUAGAAAUAGUUAGAUUUCUUUUAUAAGUAGUAAAGAUAUAUCGAAAAAAAAAAAAUAUGGAGGUGGCUAGGCAUGAGCAUCAUGAUAACGUACCCGUCUUUGGCCAGGAAUCGGUUUGGAACCGACAAUUAUGAGAACGGAACCCAUUUGACGGGACCGAUUCCAGUUCCAAUUCCAGUGCCUAUACUUUGGAAUCGAGCCCGUUCUCGAUAUUUUGAAACCGUUACCCACUAA
Molecule: messenger RNA, 4661 nt
Organism: Lactuca saligna
Lineage: Eukaryota; Viridiplantae; Streptophyta; Magnoliopsida; Asterales; Asteraceae
Source: the annotation of a GenBank genome assembly